This is a messenger RNA of Colletotrichum destructivum, 1530 nucleotides long. Its product is annotated as Putative major facilitator superfamily, MFS transporter superfamily. The transcript is spliced from 10 exons. Gene Ontology annotation, cellular component: membrane. Gene Ontology annotation, biological process: transmembrane transport. The coding region runs from base 1 to 1530 and encodes 509 amino acids. Gene Ontology annotation, molecular function: transmembrane transporter activity. NCBI's taxonomy places the organism in Eukaryota, Fungi, Ascomycota, Sordariomycetes, Glomerellales, Glomerellaceae. The record is from RefSeq and is a predicted model, not a curated record.
AUGGGGGGCUUCAUCAAAUCAGUGAAGAAGAACAAGGUGGGGGCGGUGGUCGUCUCCGUGUUCGAUUGGUAUCCCUCCCACUAUCCAGCAGCGGAGAAGAAGCUGCUCAAGAAAUUGGACCUCGCAAUUCUCGUCUUCGGAAGUUUGAGCUUCUUCUGCAGAUUUCUCGGCCAGCAAAACAUCACCAAUGCAUACGUCUCAGGCAUGCGGGAAGAGCUCGACGCACGCGGCAAUGAGCUAAACUACUACGUCGUGGCGUACAAUACGGCCUACGUAAUUGGACAAAUCCCUCUCAUGACCCUCCAGACCAAGGCCAAGAUUGCCCCGUUCCUGCUACCUUCGUUGCAAAUCAUCUGGGCAGUCAUCGCCUUCUCUCAGUCUGAGAUCAAGAAGAACUGGCAUUUGUACAUCUUACGGGCCAUCACGGGAUUCCUUGAGGCUUCUUCCUUUGGGGGCACUCAUCUCAUUCUUGGAAGUUGGUUCAAGAACGAGGAGCUCUUCAAGCGUGCCGGCGUCUGGUUCAUGGGCAACUCUCUCGGCUCCAUGUUCUCCGGCUACUUGCUCGCAGCGAUCCACCGCAACUUGAACGGCGUCAUGGGACGUUCUGGAUGGCGCUGGCUUUUCAUCGUGCAAGGCAUCAUCACUUUGCCCAUCUCCUUCUUGGGAUUUGCCUUUUGGCCGGGACUGCCCUCCUCGCCAAGGAGAUGGUACUUCACCGCAGACGAGCACGCUUUGGCGGUGAAGAGAAUCCCGACCGUCGAGCAGGAAGGGAUCACCUGGAAGACGUUCAAGUACACGCUCUCCCGCCCAAUGUGGUGGAUCUGCGUUCCCUGUUACAUCUUCUUGUGCCAGGCACAUUACUGGACUGGCUAUAUGGCUUUGUGGCUCCGGAGCACUGGUUACUCGAUCGAACUGGUCAAUAUUUUGCCGACCUUCAUCGAUCUUUUGCGCGCGUUAUCCUCUUGGCUGGGAACCACGUUGGCAGGUUGUCUGAGCAUCCGCGGGCUCUGGACUUUCCAAGCAUCCUUCGUGCUCUUUGCGUGUAUCGUCUUGUCGGUAUGGAAUGUCCCAGACAUCCUUAAGUUCUGCGCGUUCUACUUUGGAGGCUUCUCCGGAAUGGCCUCCCCAAUCUUGUAUUCCUGGCUCAAUUCCACUCUCAAGGAGAACUACGGUGAACGCGGUCUCAUCAUCUCUUCCAUGAUGACUCUAGGCUUCUGCGGACAGAUCUGGGUACCACUAUUCACGUUCCCGACCGUAGAGGCACCACGGUUCCCACAUGGAUACCCCGCGGCGACCGUGUUCGAGGUCGCCAUGUGGGCAUUCUUGAUGUUUGGCACAUGGUACAUGAAGAGAUGGAAGUUGAAGCAUCCGGACCUGGAGAUGAGGCUGGCAAAUGAACCCACUGCACAAGAAGACUCUUCGACCCUAGGGUCCGACUCUGAACGACCCGACGUCGAGGCGGCUGUCACGCAAGACAAGGGGAAAAGAGAGGAGGUGGUGGCCGCUCAGCCUUUGGCCGUUAAGAAUUGA